AUGAGGCUCCAAAUCGCCUUUGCGCUUUCACUUGUAGCCCUCGCACAAGCCACAGGCGGGGAUAAUACCGUCAAGCCACUACCAGGCAGAUCGGGGGGCUACUCGAGGCCAGUUCCGAACAGCAAGCCGGUCUGGGUCAGCGUUUAUUCAGAUGACAAACUUCACAAUCACAUGGAACAUGUCGAAGACUACCAAAGAGAGUAUAACAAAGUUGACGAAGUGUACCCAGGAGGCGGCAAUGCAAAUAAAGUUCGCACCGAACGCAAACAUGGGCAGCUGCAACAUCUCGGACCACACCCAAUUACGGGAUUAAGCCAGGUGAAAGACGAGAAAGUCCCGGCCGGGUUCAAGGACCCAAAAUUAAGUAAGGAGACCACAUAUCGUGCUGUGCCUUACUACGAGUCCGGGGGCUACUCCAAAUCCAGGUAUUUGCAGGACAACCCAAGAGACACCAAGGGGCUCGGGUAUGACAACUGGAAAAAAUCCGACCAGAAGUACGUGCUGGCUGAACAGAAGAAAGGGGAAAAGGUAUAUAGCACUGAGGGGGGGAUGUUAUCAGGUGCGAAAGCGGCAAUGGACAAAGGAUUGUAUUCCGGCCUCGCAAUGGAGACGAGUCGAGGCUGGCACCCUCUUGGUGACCAACGGCGCGCACACGAAGAGCCAUCCAGGACGAGACCGGAAAGGUCAAGAGACAGAAGAGGCACCAUAGCCUAUCCCGACCAGACGCAAAACCCACCCUCGGCUCGACAGGAGCGUUACGAAACGGGCGGCCGCGCCCGGACCGACCCGGAUCCUUACUGGACGAAGGCUCUCGACUCCGACGGACAGCCGCUCACCGGCGUCCCGCAUGGCUAUGUCUUCCCAGCAAAGACGAUAAAAGACACCUUCGACCCGGAGAGACCCGAGACGUGGCAGAACCGGGCGCCGUCGGAUCGUUAUGCACGCAGCAGCCACCCGCCCCGUCCGAAGACCAGGGAAGACUACGACGAGAGCGUCGAAACAAAGCCGCGGGGCCCGGUGACGCGGCCCCCGUCCACCAAAGCCUACGACAUGGACUCCCUACGCGAUGCGCUUCCUGAUGAUAGGCGGGACAGGAGAGGUAGGGACCGCCCGCCCGUUAGCAGCGCAAGGUUCUUUGAAAAUCAGCCAUCGUCGUCAUCGUCGUCGUCGCGCCGGGAGUCGAGCCGAGUCGGACGAAGCAGCAGCAGCACCCGGGAGCCGUUCGAUGUGCGCGAUUCGAGCCGAUCUAGAAGAAGCGACAGCAUCCGAGAAUCCUCUUCGGCUCGCUCCUCAAGCCAGCUCGGGAGGAGCCGCAGCACCCGGGAGCAGCCCUCGGCGCGAUCCUCCAGCCGGCUCGGGAGAAGCGACAGCGUCAGCGUCCCGAGCGGCAGCGGCACCGUUCAGCUGACCAGCGACUACAGGGGCAGAGGCACGUUUUACGACUACGACCCCGAGUACGACGGCCGUCCUCAGUCACACAGCGCUCCGCACUGCUACUCAAAAUUCCAAAAGAGGGGUGUCGACGGCGAGACGUCGGCGGGUUGUGAUGUGCAGCCGCAAGAGACUAACAGCAAGCCAGCCGCGGCCAUUCCCGCUGACAAGAGCUCGACUGCACCCGCUAACAAAGCUCAGGUAGUGCCUCCUGUUCAAAAAAUCUCGAACAAUGCUGGCGGCACUAGUAAAGGUUUGUCGGCUACGCCGGCAGUAUCUGCUGAGAAGAAGCCGGUUGGCCAUGUUGCUAACUCACUGCCUGCUGCUAACCCAAACCUUGCAACGCCGGUAAAAGCAGCCCCCGUCAAGGAAGCGCCGAAAGCCAAAGAAGCACCAAAGGUCAAGUCAGCACCAGGAGUCAAGGCACCACCCACUAACAGCAAACUGGUUCGCAGAAAUUGGAUCGUUGGAAGAAGACGUUAG
Molecule: messenger RNA, 1914 nt
Organism: Pyricularia grisea
Lineage: Eukaryota; Fungi; Ascomycota; Sordariomycetes; Magnaporthales; Pyriculariaceae
Exons: 2
Coding region: 1-1914 (637 amino acids)
Source: RefSeq, a predicted model, not a curated record